AUGACGAGUAGCAAUUCAACAACAAAUUCAAAUUUUGGAUUUCUCAUGAAAGAUGGAGUUCUCUGUCGUGUGCAGCUCAGGUACCGUAAAGCGGAAGUUGAAAAACCGGUGGAAAAGAAAAAGAGAAAAAAACAAAAGGAAAAAAGUGAUGAAUUCAGUCCAUUCAUGGUUUCCCAGCAAUGUCCAGAGGCAAGUCCACCAUUGAGUCCUCAAGAGCAAAGAAAAAGGGCAUGGUGUUUUAGGAUGACUGGCAUGAAGCCAGUUUUUUAUUCCAAACCAAGAGGAUCGUACAGUAUUGAUAACGUAUCGUUACGAGCCAGGCUUUUUCAGCUUAUGAUCACGCGAAUUCCGAAGUUGGUGCAGCCCGUCGAUCACUCUGUCUGGGCCAUGCAAGAAUUAACUGAUAUCAACACAAAGUGCAUGAAACGAGCAGCCAUAAGCCAACCGGAAAGACCUUACAACAUCAUAAUCAGAGCUCCGGUGCCUUGGCAUCAACAAUAUCUCAUCGCCCGUGAAUUCGCCACCCACAAUCUUUUCGCCACGCAUUCAGUGUCACUUGAGAUCCGCAAACUUUGGGAUUCGACAUACCGUUCCUGCCGCCUGUUUGAAAGUUCCUGGGACAAGAAAAAUUCUCUGGAUCCCGACGUACUUUUGGAGUUGAUCCGGAAGCGAUGCAGUCACCUUCAGAGUUCUUUAAUUGAAAAAUGGAUACCGGAAUGCUGCGCAGUUUUAAAUCGUCAAAAACCCACCUGGGCCUCCAUGGUCCCAUUAAAACGAGGCGAAUCGUUGCAGCAAAUCCUGCGCUUUUUCAACAGUUUAACGCGACUAAUUUCCUUGCAAAUUCGUUGCCUUUUGUACAGCUGGAUCGAUGAAUGGAAGGAUCUCAUGUCAUCCUACCAGGCAGGAAACGAUGAUGAUCAUGUGACAGCAGACGAAUUUCCAAAAGUGUUCCCCUUCAUCCGGCUAGAACUGGCCCUUUCGAAUCGCAAAGUGUUUGUCAAGCCAAAACACGAGAGAAUUCAACGCAUGAUGGAAAAGGUGCUGCAAACCAUCGUCAGCGUUAGCUGGCACAUUCCUCGCAUAGAAAGGAUUUUUUUGUCAGGGUACACUGGUGGCGAGGAAUUCUUAGUUUCCAUCGCCUGGGAGGACGAUCACGUCCAGUCUGUGCUUAAAAAGGUGAAGCAGGUUGUCAACUCGAACAAGAAAGUUCCCGAACGGUUCAUUCGCGAUACUUACGCCAAAUACGAGCCCCUACUUCAGCAACCUUUUAGCGAGUUGUACGGAGAGACCGAUGAAAUGAUUUGGGAUAAGAAUGAAAAAUUGUUCAAGAAGCGUAUGGGAGAAUUGAGUGACAUCAAAAAGAACCUUUUGCGGCUGAAAUCACAUGUCUACUUGAAGCUCUUUUUCUUAGACUGUCACCAGCUCAACAAACAUUUAGUUGAUUUUAUCGACAACAUUAAAUCGUCGUUGGUGACGAGAAUUAUGAAAGACAACCGGCAUAUUGUAAGGCAGAUUUGCACUCGGUUUGAAACAGUCACCGAGAAGGUCAGCCACGUACCGGAAAACACGGCCGAGUUGGUGGAGUCUGUCGACUUUGUCAACAAAUCGCAGAACGAAAGUUUACCGGAAAUGCUCCAGGAAGUGAACGCCGCCGGUGCACGACUGCUCACGCUGCUUAACUACACCAUGCUCCAAAAGGACGAUUUGUCGUUGAGCUGCCGCCUCUUUCAUUGGCCCAGUGAUUUGGAUUCUGUUUUGCAAGUGAGCUCCACCCGUCUCCAGCGGAUUCGUAUUGAAACCGAACGAGUCUUGAAGGAACGCACGCAGUUAUUUUUAGAACGAUUAGAAGACUAUGGAGAAGCUCUUGAGAAUUUCAAGAACAAGGAAACGACGGCCCUUACAACGGAAGAGAUGAAAAACAGUACGACUCUACUCCAAGAUUUGCACCAGAAAUUGCAAGCGGCUCAACUUGAUUUGGAGGAAAUCAACAAUGACGAAGCUUUACUCGAAUUUCCGGUGACUGACGUCCCGACACUUCCAGCACUUAUUCAACUCAUUGAGCCUUACUACCAGCUGUGGCACGUUGCCCACAAGUUCCACGAAAGUCACGACGUUUGGUUUCAUGGUCCUUUUCGCAAACUGGAUUCCCAAAUGAUCGCCGAUGAAAUCACUGCAAUGUACAAGCAAAUGCAACAGUUGGCCGUUGUGUUUGCUGAUGUUAGUGCAGCCAAACGAGUAACCGACACCGUCCGUAAACGCAUUGAAAAAUUUAUGGGCUACUUGCCGUUGUUGCACUCCGUUUGUAAUCCUGGACUUCGAGAUAGACACUGGAUUCUGAUUAGUCAAAAUUUCGAAUCGCCCCUGUGUCCCGAACCCGACACUUCACUGUCUGAACUGGUCGGAGCGGGUCUUAUGCAGUACAUUAGUCGGAUCGAAGAGGUCAGCGUAACGGCGACUAAAGAGUUUGCCUUGGAGGAGACCCUUCAACGGAUGCAGUCGGAAUGGAAUGACAUUUGCUUCGAAUUUCUACCGUAUCGCGAUUCGGACGUCAGCGUUUUGACAGGGAUCGAAGAAAUUCAAGCUCUUGUGGACGAUCACAUUCUUCGAGCGCAAACGAUGCACGCGUCACCCUAUAUCGCUCCACUAGAGCCGGUGCUUCAAGCGUGGGAGGAGCAAUUAGUCGGCAUACAAGAUACGAUGGACGUCUGGAUGAAAGUCCAAAACACUUGGCUUUACUUGGAACCCAUUUUUAGUUCAGAAGACAUCCAGAGGCAAAUGGCUAGCGAUGCGGCCAAGUUUUCUCAUGUGGAUACCAUGUGGCGUUCGUUGAUGUCGGGAGCCACCAAUGAGCCUCGUGUUCUGGUGGCCGCUUCUCGUCCAGGGCUCUUGGAUGAGCUGCGGGAAGCCUUCGGAAUUUUAGAAGAUAUUCAGAAAGGAUUGCACGACUAUUUGGAGAAAAAGCGUCUCUUUUUCUCCAGAUUUUACUUCCUGUCCAACGACGAGCUGUUGGAAAUUCUGUCAAAAACCAAAGAACCUGAACGCAUCCAGCCACAUUUGCGCAAAUGUUUCGAUGGUAUCGGUCGCCUCAUGUUCAAUUCCAAUCAAGAGAUUGAAGCCAUGGUCUCAGAUGGCAACGAUAAAGAACGGGAAAUUGUUCGCUUCAAAGAAGCCAUCGUUCCAGCCAGAAGCAAGGGUAUGGUAGAACUCUGGAUGUCUGAAGUGGACGACGCCAUGAAAGACGCUCUUAUUCACUACACGGAAAUGGCCAUGACAGAGUGGAGCAAUCAACCAGACAUGGACUACCUUCAACGAUAUCCGGGCCAAUCUAUUUACUGCGCAUCGGCAAUUAAUUGGACAAAGUCUAUCACCGACACUAUCACUGCCGGCAGCAAGUGGAGCGAGCUGGAAUCUUCAACCAAGUUGCUGGUGACUCACCUGACAUCAAUGAUUAAGCAACGACCUAUCCCGACAGUCAGAAUCACGCUCAACAAUCUCAUCAUGUUCCACCUUCACAGUCGAGAUGUGUUACAGCGUAUGAAAUCGAAAUACGUUUCAAAACUCGAUGAUUUUUACUGGCAAAAGAACUUGAGAUAUUACUGGAACACGGACGCUUUGGAAGGUCUUGGACAUCUUACUGUUGCCAUGAUUGAAACUCAAGUCCCGUACGGAUUUGAAUACAUGGGCAAUUGCCACCGACUGGUUCUGACACCCGCAACUGAAAAGGGAUUUCAGAUCAUUAUGCUCGCCUUGAAGCAGUUCCAAGGUGGUUGGCUCCACGGUUUACAAGGCGUUGGCAAGACGGAGACAAUAAAAGAACUAGCUCGCGCUGUGGCCAAACAGUGUUUGGUUUUUAAUUGCUUCGAUGGAUUAGAUACCAAAUCUAUUGGCCGGAUUUUAAAGGGUAUUGCACAAUCGGGGGCCUGGUCCUGUUUCGACGACAUAGACAAAGUGUCACCAGACGUCGUUUCAGUCAUGGCUGUUCAGGUGUAUACACUGCAAAUGGCUCUUAAUCGACGGCUUAGACGAGUCAACUUUGAAGGAUCGGAUGUCCAAGUCACUGUAGGCUCUGCCAUUUUCAUCACCACUCAAACCAAGGAUCGCUUGCCGGACAGUUUCCGCUCACUGUUCCGUCUGGCUUCCAUUCUUUCCCCUGAUCUUCAUUAUAUUAUCAAGAUUUCUCUUCUCUCCCAGGGAUUCCAGAAUCAUUUGGCAAUCGGUACCCGCAUCGUCAAACUCAUUUACGACAUUAACGAACAGAUUCCGGACGUUUCAACCCACGCAAACCUGCGCUCACUACGAGAGAUUUUGAGGAUUUCUAGUCGACUAAAGGCCGAUGAAGCAGAUGCUGAUGAGAUGGCAAUCAUGCACCGCGCUUUCAUAUCAUUCUUCGAGACUCAAUUAACUCCAAAGCAAGGGGAGGUGUUACAUCGUCUUGUCAACCAAAGUUUCCCAGUGGCUACAAUCGACCGUCAAAGAGCAUCUGAUGGGUUUGCCAAAAGUAUCCAAGAGGCAUGUCAAGAUCUGAAUUUAAUCCCGAGUCAAUCGUUCAUCGACAAAGUAUGGCAACUGCACGAAUCGCUUGUGUCCCGCAACGGCGUUAUCCUCCUCGGAGCUACAUUGGCCGGAAAAAGCACUCUUUAUAAGAUUCUGGCUAAAGUCUAUCCGAAAAUCGUGAUGGGCUCAUCUACCGGGGACGACGGUCGUGUCAUGAUGCACGUCAUCAGUCCGUGGUCGCUGCCUUCUAAAUAUCUUUACGAAUGGAACGAGCCGGAGAAGAAUCGAUGGAACGAUGGAAUAAUUACGAAAGCCUUGCGGGAGUUGUCGUCCGGUUCGCCGACUAGUCCUCGUUGGUUGGUUUUAGAUGGGCACGUCCAUUCGGAAUUAGUUGGACAUUUACACACGUUGUUGGACGCCAGCCGCAAACUGACACUUCCUAGCGGAGAAAUCUUACAGAUCCCGCAGUCGUUUCGAGUGAUUUUUGAAACAUCCGACUUGACAUACGCUUCACCUUCUACCAUCACCCGGUGUGGCAUAGUCCGGGUGGCAGAGGACAUUGUCAGUGUCGACUCUUUGUAUCUCAGCUGGUUAAAAAGAUCCAACUUUCCACCAGAUUUGCACCAACUGUUCGACAAAUUCAUGCAAAAGAUAGUGAAACCCACGUUGGCUUUUGCUAUUCAGUCAUCAUCUUCUUCUUAUUGCAUCAUCCCCGCAAGUCAACCUUACCUCUUUGUGAGUUUCACCAGAUUAGUCAAUUCGUUAACUGCGAGUCACGAAAAUCUCCAGCUGAAACCCUUGAAUUUACUGAAACUGUUGACCUUUUCGGUCAUUUGGACCAUAGGGGCCAUAUUCAGUCAUGAUUGCAAAAUCCAUUUCCAUCAAUAUCUUACCAAUCUCUUUGACGCGGUUGAAGAUUCAGAUAGCUUUGGCGUCGAAAAGAUAUUACCUUCGCCGGACUGUUCCGUUUUCUCUUACAAGUUAGACGUAGUUCAUGGGCACUGGAUUCUCUGGAGAGAUGCCCUUCCUUUGAUUCCUGGAAGCUUUGAUGGGCCUCGAAUUAUCAUCAGCAACGAGUCGGUUGCCAUGCAACAAUUUUUCAUCAAAACUUAUUCCAACGGCAACGUCCCAGUUUUGAUUCUUGGUCCAGCCAGUGUGGGAAAGUCCCAGGUGACCCAGUUCGCCAUCGAAGACCUGCCCAAGGAUCGUUUCGUUCACAACAUCGUUCAUGUAACGCCUGUCACGACGUCCUCGUCGUUACUCAACUCGGUCAUGAUUGGACUCGAUCGGCGUAGGAAAGGAGUUUACGGCCCAGCCCUUGGUCGACGCUGUGUCCUCUUUGUCGAUGAUCUCAUCGCUAGUGAUCCGGCGGAAGGAAGCAUCAGGACUCCGUCGGAACUCUUACGGCAUUGGCUCAAUUACGAAUGCGUUUUCGACGGGAAAACGGCAUCCAAAAUGGAACUUGUUGAUAUUCAUCUGAUAACAGCCGUCAGAUUAACUGACCGUUUCCAAGAAGAGUUUGAUGUUCGUCUACUCCGGCACAUGAACACAAUUUUCAUUGAUCCCGUGACAACCAACAGUCUCAUUACAAUGACGUCUACGAUAUUAGAAAGACAUUUCUCAUCAGGAUUCGUUAAUGCUGUCUCUAAAAUGGCAACGGUGGUGUCUGUAGCUACUGUGGAAUUGUACCAAGUGUGGGAGGAAAAGACUCGAGAGAAAGUCCCUCACUAUUCGGUCAGUGUGUCGUGUGUCAAUCGAGUCAUUCAAGGAUUAAUGAACGUCCAAGCUGCUAACUUACCCAACGUCAACAAAUUGCAUCGGUUAUGGAUCCACGAAACGUGCCGAGUUUGGGCUGAUCGACUCAUGUCUGACGAGGAUCGCCAGUGGUUCAUCAGUCAUUUGGACCGCAUUGGAUUAGUUCAUUUCAAACAGAAUUUGAGCAAAUAUCUGUUCGCCUCGGCUAUGGGCGGUGCCGAUUACACGAUCCUGCCUAAAAUUCACUUUUCUAAAUUGCCGAGUUUAAAGUCGGCCGAAGUCAUCUGUGACGAGGUAACUGACAUGGACGCCAUCAUACAGUUGAUGGAGAACAGGUUGGAACAACACAACAAGGACAACACGGUUUCGGCUCCAAUUAAACUCGUCAUCUCACUUAAUGUAGCCUAUCAUGUCCUUCACAUUAGUCAUGCAUUGAAUCGUCAACGAGGUCAUGUGAUCCUCAUCGGAGACGCCGGAAGAGGUCGACGUAGUUGCGCUACAGUUGCCGCCUUGUUGCUGGAUUACGACAUUUUUCAGAUCAGGGCUGGCAGGAACUACGGAGUCCAGGAGUGGAAAGAAGACGUAAAGAAAUUGAUCCAUCGGUCUGGUAUUCAACAGGAGAAGAUUGUCUUUUUAUGCAAUGCCGCUGAUUUCCAGAAACGAAUCUUUUUCGACUACAUUGGACGAUUGAUAUCCGGCUACGAGAUUUCUGAACUCUUUACCAACGAGGAACGUCAGGAAAUGACGGAACUGUACCAGAAGCGCACCAAAGAAAUUGCAAACUUUAAUCAAAUUUUAUCGCAAGUUGACGAAAACCUGCGCGUGGCUCUAUGCGUGUCACCGCGGGAUUCGUGCUAUGUCCACCUUCCGAUGUACCCAACCGUUUUUAAAUUUGCCUCCAUUCUCUGGUUUGAAUCUUGGCCAGAGGAAACGUUGGAGGUGAUAGCCAAGAAAUGGCUGGAUGAUAUCCCCGGCCUCAGUGACAAACUGCAAUUAAAUUAUUCCAACUAUUUCAAAAACGUUCACAACAGCAUGCGGUUAUACAGUGAAAGCAAAGGGAUGGCACAACAUUCGAGCGCUGCAUAUUUGGAGCUCUUGUCGAAUUUCCGAACGCUGUGGCUGAGCAAAGAGAAAGAUUUGCUUCAACAAAAGGAGCGCUACAAUGUCGGCCUCGGUAAACUUCAAUUCGCCGCUUCGCAGGUCGUCGUCAUGCAAGAAGAGUUGCGCAGUCUUCAGCCGCAACUUGUGGAUACUUCGGCGGAGACGGAGAGUCUGAUGGUGAAAAUUGAACAAGACACUGUCAAAGUAGAAGCCCAAAAGGAAAUCAUUGCGGCAGACGAGAGUUUAGCCAACGAAGCUGCUGCGGCAGCACAGGCCAUCAAAGACGAGUGCGAAAGUGACUUGGCGGAAGCCACUCCAGCUCUAGAUGCAGCCAUCAAUGCACUGGAUACACUGAAACCUGCCGAUAUUACGCUAGUCAAGUCAAUGCGACAUCCGCCUUCCAUAGUCAAACUGGUAAUGGAAGCUGUUUGCGUCAUGAAACAAAUCCCUCCUGUCAAGAAGCUUGAUAUGGGAACAGGUAAAAUAACUGACAACUAUUGGCAAGCUGCGCAGAAAAUCCUGGGGGAUCUUCGCUUCCUAGAUCUUCUACGUUCAUACGACAAAGACAAUAUCCCCACAAACGUCAUGAAACGUAUCAGAGAAAAGUACAUUCCUAAUCCUGAAUUCAACCCUAAUAUUGUAAGACAUGUUUCCACUGCCUGCGAAGGCCUCUGCAGAUGGGUAAGAGCUAUGGAAGUCUACGACCGUGUUAUCAAAAUUGUCGCACCGAAACGUGCCAAAUUGCAAGAAGCCGAACAGGAACUGGCCCGGCAAAUGAAGCGCUUGUCAGAGAAACAUAGUCAGUUACAGCAGAUCUCAGAUAAGUUGCAAGGUUUAAACGACGACUUUGCCGCCAUGUCGAAGAAGAAGAAAGACUUGGAGGAUAGCAUCGAUCAAUGUCAUCAGAAAAUGGAACGUGCCGAAAAGUUGAUUGGAGGGUUAGGUGGCGAGCAAGAGAAUUGGAAAACGUCCUCCAACAACCUCGAUUUUCGGCUGAAGCAACUACCUGGAGACGUCCUUCUUUCAGCUAGUAUUAUUACCUACCUGGGACCCAUGAAGAACGAGCAAAGAACGGAUUGCCUUAAAAAAUGGCUGCAACUCAUUCAGGAAUGCCAAAUCCCACACAGUAGCAAUUUCUCUCUAGUCGAUUGUCUAAUUGAUCACGUCAAGAUUCGGGCGUGGAAUAUUGCCGGUUUGCCGUCCGACAGGUAUUCAUUGGAUAACGGCAUCAUCACUACUCACUGCCAGCGCUGGCCCUUACUUUACGAUCCACAAGACCAAGGAUUGAAGUGGAUCGUUAACAACGAGUACAAAAAUCAAGUACAGCAGAUUCGGUACGAUGACGUAAAUUAUUUGUGUGAGGUGAAAGCGGCCAUAUCGUUUGGCCACAUAGUUGUUUUAGAAAACGUUAAGGACAAAUUGGAUCCAGAACUUGACAACUUGCUGGAGAAACGUACAUUUGUUACCAGUGAUGAGAAAACCGUUAUUCAAAUCGGUUCUGAACUCGUUCCGUGGUCUCCAAAGUUCCAUUUGUAUUUGAUCACCAAAGAAGAGAAUUCUGCAUCAAAUUUGGAACUAGCUUCAAAGUUGACAAUCAUCAACUUCUUGUUGAGCCGCGCAGGGCUUGAAGAUAAAUUUUUAAGCCUUUUCUUAUCAAACGAACGUCCGGAACUAGAGGACCAAAAGCAAAUGCUGAUGGUCCAAAGCGCUUCCAAUCAGCGUCAGAUUCGUGAUUUGGAAGACCGUAUCCUUUACGUCCUCUCUUCAUCUCGCGGAAAUAUUUUGGAAGACGAGACGGCAACAAAGACCCUGUACAGCUCCAAGAUCACGUCCGAAGGUAUCAGCGUCAAACAAAAGGAAAUUCAGAAAUCCGAGCAGGAAAUCGAUCAAGUCCGCGAAAGUUACAGGGCUGUGUCAUCUCACGCGGCUUUUUUGUACUCUUGUAUUGGUCAACUGAGGCAUCUCAACAAAGUUUACCAAUUUUCACUCCCGUGGUUUCUAAACCUUUUCACAAACUCAAUUGUGGCGAGUCAGACGUCGCUCUUGAUAAGCGAAAGGAUCGUUUACGUCAACGAGCAUUUCACACGCACUCUGCAUCACUCAAUUUGCCGGGCUCUAUUCAACGUCGAUCGACAGCUAUUUACCGUUUUGUUAGCUUUUGCAGCCCUUCGUUCCAAGAGCAAUGUUCAACAAGAAACGAUUGAUCGCCUUUACGCAGAAAAACCGUUACCCCCGAGUCAUUGGAUCGGCCCAUCUUGGAUCGCUAACAACACAUGGCAGCAUAUUAUGGAUCUGAGUCAAACGAUCGAAAACUUGAAAGACUUGCCAAAUCACAUGGAAUGCAAUGUUCAAGAAUGGCAAGAUUUCUGCCUACCAUCAAAUGUGGCCGACAGCUUACCUUCUCCUUGGAACAAAUUGGAACCUUUGGAGCAGCUACUCCUAAUCAAACAUUUGAAACCGGACUGUUUUGCGACAUCGAUUGCGAAAUUCAUCAAGGCCAUUUUGGGGCCCAAUUAUUCGGAAAACAUGGGUAGCGGCUUAAAAGGAGCUUACGACGAAUCUAAAGCUACCGUGCCAGUCCUAUGUUUUGUGUCAGGAAACAUUGAUCCUUGUCAAAGCAUUUCUUCCUUGUGCGGGAAAAAACUGGAGAAUCGCAACAAAAUUAAAACUUUCGCUCUAGGACGGGGUUCAGAUCGAAGUGUUUAUAACUUAGUCCGCAGGUGCGUCGAUGAAGGUAACUGGGCUGUGAUCCAGAAUAUCCAUCUUUAUCCGGAACUUGUUGAUCAAAUUGUGGAUCAACUGAGACAAGAUGAAAAGGACUUUGGUAAUGAAUUCCGACUGUGGAUGAUCGGUUACGCGUCGUCUCAAUAUUCUCCAAUGGCGCUACAAUUUUGUGUAAAAACUGUUUGUGAGUCGCCCACUUGUUUUCGGGACGGCCUCCUGGAAAUCCUGCGUUUGGAUUUUGUUCACGAUUUUUCCAGUGCGCGUGCUUCGUCGGCUGAAUCAAGCUUCCAGUCGGCGAAUCCAUCUCAGUUGGAGAAAGAGAAUGUCAUCUUCCGCAGUGAGCCUUGGCGGCGAGUUUCCCUCGCUCUCUUCUGUUUUCACGCCCUGCUUCUAGAGAGGAACCGCUACACGAACCUUGGAUUUUCCGGCGUCAUCGAAUUCACUUAUUACGACUUGAAAUCAGCGUUAAUCCUAAUAAAAGAUGCUAUGCUUUCAGCCAAAGAUAUCUCAUUGGCCUCACUGCGGUCAUUGGUCGUCGACUGUGUUUAUUGCGCUCAGUUAACCAACGAGGGUGAUGCUGCCAUUUUACGUCGAUUCAUCGAUCACCUUUUUACCACAAACAUUCUGCAAGCUGAUAGGCUGAUUAUUUCACUGUGCGGAAAGAUGACUAUUCCUUUCACGAACAAUUCGCGAAUCCUGCAAGAAGCCAUCCAGUCAUUACCGAAAGAUUUGGGGCCCGAAGCAGUUGGCCUAUCACGAGACUUGGUAAAACAAUGUCACACUGAGGAAUCUGUUGAUUUAUUGCGAAAACUGAAUUGCUGCUCCGGAUCUUCCGAAAGAUAACGUUCACUGGUUAAAAUUUAAAAUAAAAUAAUGAACAUUACAGUA
This is a messenger RNA of Daphnia pulicaria, 10962 nucleotides long. RefSeq names its product dynein axonemal heavy chain 3-like. Lineage: Eukaryota; Metazoa; Arthropoda; Branchiopoda; Diplostraca; Daphniidae. Gene Ontology annotation, cellular component: dynein complex. The record is from RefSeq and is a predicted model, not a curated record. The transcript is spliced from 48 exons. Gene Ontology annotation, biological process: microtubule-based movement. Gene Ontology annotation, molecular function: minus-end-directed microtubule motor activity; dynein intermediate chain binding; ATP binding. Bases 1 to 10917 code for a protein of 3638 amino acids.